Messenger RNA from Pelmatolapia mariae (spotted tilapia), 2260 nucleotides. RefSeq names its product ring finger protein 11a (gene rnf11a). The record is from RefSeq and is a predicted model, not a curated record. Gene Ontology annotation, molecular function: ubiquitin protein ligase activity. Gene Ontology annotation, biological process: ubiquitin-dependent protein catabolic process. The transcript is spliced from 3 exons. Bases 304 to 765 code for a protein of 153 amino acids. Lineage: Eukaryota; Metazoa; Chordata; Actinopteri; Cichliformes; Cichlidae. Gene Ontology annotation, cellular component: ubiquitin ligase complex.
UAGAAAACUUCCUGGUGAUAUAGUUCCGGCUCGUAUUUCUUGUAAACACAGCGUACGGUCGGAAACACAGAAUUGUUGUCGAUGAUACAGUUAGAAUUUGUGUCGCCAGUUGUUAUUAAAGCCACGGUAUCGCUCAGUGUUGGGCGUUUAUCGCGUCCGAACGAGCUGCGGCGCUUCUCUGUAAAUAAGGCUCCCCGCCGAAUGACAGCUGUCAGCUAAAAGCUAGCCAAGCUAACGUUUAGAGAGAGCGCCGAGUCUGUCAGCAUUAGAAAGAAGUGACAGUCUCAUGGUGGUCUCAUUUCAAUGGGGAACUGUCUAUUUUCACAAGGUGCGGAUGACCUGUCGCUGCUGAACGACUCCGAGGGAGGCAGUCUGCCCGGAGAGCCCCCGCCGCCAUACCAAGAGCAGCCCGGGUCUCAGGAGCGCACUCAGGCUGUGCCAGUGUACCAUCCCACCCCAGGUGAGAGCCGUCUGGCCAGUCAGCUGACUGAGGAGGAGCAAGUCCGCAUCGCACAGCGCAUAGGACUCAUCCAGCAUCUUCCCAAAGGCAUCUUUGAUCCAGGCUCUGACGCCUCUGAGAAGAAAGUUAAAGAAUGUGUCAUCUGCAUGUUGGAUUUUGAAUAUGGCGACCCCAUUCGGUUUUUGCCCUGCCUUCACAUCUACCACGUGGACUGCAUCGACCCAUGGCUGAUGCGUUCCUUCACCUGCCCCUCCUGCAUGGAGCCCGUAGAUGCAGCCCUGCUGUCUACUUACGAAACCAACUGAGCGGCCCUUGGUGGCUGCUUCUGCCUAAAAGUAAUGCACCUUUUUAGCCAAAACUGUCAUAGCUGUUCCAACAGAUAGAAGAGGGGAUGUGGCAUGAUGCAGAUGUUUGUUGGGUGCUUGUUAAUACACACAAGUAAACAACUGUGUCGUACAACACAUUCUGUAGGCCUGAAAUGCACCUAGUCAGACUUGGAAAGCAUGCUUUGGCAGAAGGAAGAUGUGCCAAAUACAACAAAUGAAGGAGCUGUACAAGUAGCAAAAUAUUACUCCACAGUAAUUUCACUUUCAUAUGACUUACACUUAUUUUUGCCUUUGUGUAAUUUGCACCCUCUUUCAAGAUGUGUGAUGUGUAACAUGUUCUCUAAAUGGAGGAAAUGCAUAAUUGUUUUGAUCAAGUGGCAAUCAUUGUCAGAAUUUCCAGUGAACACAUGAAGUGAAGUAACUGCACUCUCCAAGUAAACUUGUGGUCUUGAAUGUCACUGAAACACAAUACUCUCUACUGAAAAGCAUACAUCAGUAUACAUAAAACUUAAAUCACACUUUCCUGAAGCUAUGCCAUGAGAUAAUAUGGUGUCAGUUCAGCUUUUGAGCAUAUUUUGAAAAUUACUCCAGUUUUAUUUUAGCUGCUUUGACUAUAUGUGAAUGUUUCUGUUGCUUUCCCACAUGAAUCCUCAGCUUUUGCUUUGCCUUAAGUUUGUACUCUUAACCCGUAGUUUGUCCUUUACAGUCAAUAACAAAGACACAAUAUAGCGUGCAAUCACCCUUAAAGCACCUUGAGAUAAGAUGUCUGUCACCUGAUACUGUGUAGCUUGUAGAUUUCGAUAAUGGUGUUUUUUCUAUGUGUGUAUGUUUGCAUUUUAAGGGGAUGUUGGAUAGAGAUCGUCAUGUCAAACUAACAUCGAGUUAACCCCCUCAGUUGUGAAAUGUAAUGUAGUUUCCGCUCCUUUUCUUGUUUGAAGCUUUUGGAUUGUGCGCCGAAUGCCUUCUAAAUGAGCAAGUGAUGCAUUUCCAAAGCUUCCACGUCUGGUAAUGGAAUGUGAUUUUUAUGCUUUUGGUGUUGGACAUGUGCUGUCAGUUAACGUUGCAUAAUACACAAAGAUGUGAAAUGGCAAAAACAGAAGCUACAGCAGUAGAAAGGAAUGUAUCUUCAAUGUAAAGCAUGAUUUCAGUUGUUAAACAUUGACAGUAUGAGUGUAAAAGGAAAUUUGUGAUUUACUGUGCACAUACUGUGCCUUUUAAGGUUGAGGUAAGCCAAUUUCCUGUGAAGUACAAUCAUUUAUGACAUUACUUUUGUUUUUCUUUAGUUGUCCUCUAGGAGGAGGCAGAUACCAGCAAUGUAGUGAUUUGUGUCACAAUGAAACAGGCCUAGGAUGAAGCCAGAAAUGUGAUCUGGCUGCUGUUAACAAUCAACAGUCAUUCUGUCUUUUGAUUUAUGACUUGUGCUAUGAGUGCACAGGUUUUAGGAAAUCCAUGAAACCACAAUAAAAGUGGAUAC